AUGAAUUUCAGGCAAGCCCCAUCAACCACAACCACCAUCCUGACAAACUGUGCAACAAUAUCAUUGAAGAAAGCAUUAAAAAUUGAUGACAAACCAAAAAGCCUCCCUCCACCCAUAAACCCAUUAGCAGACACUGAUGUACGGUUUGGCAAUUUCAGAGAGACAAAUACCCCUUCAGAACAAAUGCGCUCAUUGGCCCUUGAGACAAUCAAUGACAACUAUCCUGCAGAUCAAUGGCUCCAAGUCUUCACUGAUGGGUCAUACAUAGGAAACCAAGCAAACAUCGGUGCAGGUGUUUUUUCUGAACUCCUCUCUUUCUUCGCAUCAGGGGGACAAAACAGAUCCGCAUUCGAAGGUGAAAUCGAGGCC
Messenger RNA from Rodentolepis nana, 369 nucleotides. Lineage: Eukaryota; Metazoa; Platyhelminthes; Cestoda; Cyclophyllidea; Hymenolepididae. The record is from the annotation of a GenBank genome assembly.